CAAGAACCUCUUCCAAGUUCUAACCAGCACUGCUUCGAUGGCUAUUCGUUUGCCAAGUGACUUGAGUGCUAAACACAUUCUUCGUCUAUCUAAUCUGUUUGCAAGUUAUGCACUAGAUGUGCCUAAAGGGUACUUUGCUGUGUACGUAGGAGAGGGCGAAAAGAAGAGAUUUGUGAUACCAGUGUCAUAUUUGAAUCACCCUUCAUUUCAAGAACUGUUGAGUACGUCAGAGAAAGAAUUUGGAUUCUGUCAUCCGAUGGGUUGCCUAACAAUUCCAUGCACAGAAGACAUUUUCCUUAACAUCACCUCUGGCUUAAAUAGGCUAUAAGAUGCACCAAAGUAAGUCUGAAGAAAAUUUUUAUAUGGUUGAGAAAAGUUGACCAGUGUAGAAAGGUUACGAUGCAAUUGUUUUUUCGGAUUAAAUUGCAAUGUAUCAUAGACAAAGAACAACACUAAGGAGAAUGGAUUAAAACAUGACUAAAUUUCAUGCU
Molecule: messenger RNA, 491 nt
Organism: Cajanus cajan (pigeon pea)
Lineage: Eukaryota; Viridiplantae; Streptophyta; Magnoliopsida; Fabales; Fabaceae
Product: auxin-induced protein 15A-like
Biological process (GO): response to auxin
Source: RefSeq, a predicted model, not a curated record